This is a messenger RNA of Strongylus vulgaris, 294 nucleotides long. NCBI's taxonomy places the organism in Eukaryota, Metazoa, Nematoda, Chromadorea, Rhabditida, Strongylidae. The record is from the annotation of a GenBank genome assembly.
AUGACUGAAGCGUUGAUUGGGACUCUCAACGUUGCCAUAUGUGCCAAAACAAUGAACAAAGCUGUUUUUGUGAUGGCUGAGAGCAUCAAAUUUGUCAAAGAGUACCCACUAAAUCAAGCGGAUAUUCCUGAAGAAUUCAAGUACCGAACAUCGGUGUUAGAAAAGGGAGAUCUCUCCGUAGAACAUCCUAUGGUUGACUAUACGCCUCCACAGUAUAUCAAUCUUCUAUUCACCGAUCUCGGCAUACUAACACCAGCAGCGGUUGGAGAAGAACUGAUCAAGUUGUAUACGUAG